Miscanthus lutarioriparius is the source of this 183-nucleotide messenger RNA. The record is from the annotation of a GenBank genome assembly. Lineage: Eukaryota; Viridiplantae; Streptophyta; Magnoliopsida; Poales; Poaceae.
AUGUGCAAGCUCAAGUUCACCAAGGAGCAUGUGGGGUGCUACGUGCUGGUGAUCCUGGUCAUCUGCCUCCUCAUCGGCGUCCUCUUCGGCCUCGGCGUCUUCAGGCACGGCUACGACAGGAUCAAGGACCUCGGCCGCAACCACACCUGCUUCGACUGCAACCAACCAGGCAGAGUGCAGUAG